Molecule: messenger RNA, 213 nt
Organism: Pieris macdunnoughi
Lineage: Eukaryota; Metazoa; Arthropoda; Insecta; Lepidoptera; Pieridae
Source: the annotation of a GenBank genome assembly
AUGCCGCCGAGUAUUAAUGGUUCACAAGUUGGUGGUGAGAAUGCUCCGGAACCACGUCAGGGCAGUGCAAAUUUGACGAGCGCAGACCUAGUACUCAACCGGGUGACCGAGAAACUUGUGCGCAAUGAUCCCGUGACUCAAGAGAUAAUCGCUAUAAACAAUAUGAUAAUAUCCCGACUGCCAUUAUACAAAGCGUGCCUAUUGGUGUACUAA